CAACAACUAAACCAACCACAACAACAACUAAACCAACCACAACAACUAAACCAACAUCCACAACAACUACUAAAGCAACAUCCACAACAACUCCUAAAGCAACUUCCACAACAACAACUAAAGCAACAACUUCUACAAGCACGACAACUACAAUCGGAAGCACUACCACCAGUCCCUCCAGCACCAAUAACACUUGCCUUGCUGUGACAACGUGCCCUACAGUAUCAAAAUACCGUACAUUUGAUGGAUCUUGCAACAGCUUGACGCUCACAAACCUUGGCAAAUCUUUCACUGACUAUCGCCGUUUGAGUUCACCCGCAUACGCAGAUGGUAUUCAAUCUCCUCGUGUGUCCAGUAACGGUUCAGACUUGAACAGUGCGCGUCUAAUAAGCACCACCAUCUUCGGAGGUGCUGACAGACCCCUCAGUACCACUACAUUAGCACUGAUGCAGUUUGGACAGUUUAUUAACCACGAUUUUGAAUCAACGACUCAGUUCACCUUUACAAACGGAUCGGACAUCAGCUGCUGUUCCAGUACCGGUGGCACGUUGAACGCUUCCCAGCUUCAUCCGGCUUGUUUACCCGUUUCCGUACCAACCAACGAUAGAUUCUGGAACGUCAACUCACCGUCCAUCACAACCUGCAUGAACUUUGUUCGCUCCAUCUCUGGUCCGCGACUGGAUUGCAGCAUUGGAUACGCCGACCAACUUAAUCAAAACACGCACUGGAUGGAUGCCUCCACGGUUUACGGAUCGACUCCGGCAACGGCCACUUCACUCCGUAGUUUCACCGGCGGUCUUUUAUUGACAACCAAAGACGCAAUUAGUGCAACAACCAGUCGAGAUUUACUUCCAUUGACGUCUCCCUGCACCACUGGUGCUUGUUUUUUGGCAGGUGAUUCGAGAGCUACUGAGCAGCCACAACUAACUGUCAUGCAUACCAUCUGGCUUCGUGAACACAACCGAAUCGCCAAGGCAUUGGCUGUUGUUAAUCCAACAUGGAAUGACACAAUCCUGUUUCAGGAGGCCAGACGAAUCGUCAUCGCAGAAAUGCAACACAUUACCUACAAUGAAUUCAUCACUGCUUUGUUGAGUCCGGGAACCAUUACCAAGUACAGUCUUGCUACACUGGCAUCCGGUUUUCUUACGAAUGCCAACACCAGCAGAGUAUCUACCGGACCCAUCAGUAACGAAUUUGCCACUGCUGCUUUCCGUAUGGGUCAUUCUCUCGUUCAAGGAUCAGUCCAACUUUUUGCUGAAAACGGCACAUUGCUGACGAGUUCUUAUACCAUGAGCGAUACCUUUAACAAUGCGGCAAUGCUCGUCAAUGACAAAACAUAUUUGGAUGCCGUUAUUCGGGGACUUCUCACCGAACCAUCUCAAUCAGUGGACCAAAAUGUGGACGACUCGUUGUGGAAUCGGCUCUUUAUAGCGAGAAACAUCCGGUUUGAUGUUGUUGCUUUAAACAUCCAACGCGGCCGCGAUCACGGUAUUCCAAGCUACAAUACCUAUCGCCAAUUUUGCGGUUUUACGAAAGCCACCAGUUUCGCUGAUUUGAGCGUUCCAUCGACCACUAAUCCAGUUAUCAAGCCAGAUUUGGUUCCUCUUCUACAGCAGGUGUAUAACUCUGUUGAUGAUAUUGAUGUCUACGUAGCUGGACUUUUGGAAGCGCCUCUCGGUGGUUCCAUCGCUGGACCAACUUUAAACUGUUUACUGGGUGAACAAUUCAAUCAGAUUAAGUAUGCCGAUCGCUAUUUCUACGAACUUGGUGGUCAAGCUCACUCAUUUUCCUCAGCCCAGUUAUCCGAAAUCAGGAAAGCUAGUUUGGCACGCAUUUUUUGCGACAACAGUGACGGCACAGUUUUGAGCGUUCAGCCCAAAGCUUUCAUUCCAGUCAGCGCGACGAAUGCCAAAGUCCUUUGCACUGGAACCACUAUCCCAAGUUUGAACUUAACAAUGUGGAAAAACGAAGUUUUAUUCUAAUUAAUUACAUAAUCAAGCUUUUGACCUACCACUAAGUUGUCAACAUUAUUGUAUGAAUCAUUGGCAAAAAAAAAAUGAAUUUAUAAAGCUAAUUGUUAAACAGCUUCGAAGGUUUCAAAUGUUGGGUGAUGGCAAGGCAAUAAAUACAAGCAACUGAAAUAAAAAUUCGUAUCAGCUGAG
Daphnia pulicaria is the source of this 2162-nucleotide messenger RNA. Its product is annotated as chorion peroxidase-like. Gene Ontology annotation, molecular function: heme binding; peroxidase activity. The record is from RefSeq and is a predicted model, not a curated record. Gene Ontology annotation, biological process: response to oxidative stress. Lineage: Eukaryota; Metazoa; Arthropoda; Branchiopoda; Diplostraca; Daphniidae. The transcript has 13 exons. The coding region runs from base 447 to 1982 and encodes 511 amino acids.